Molecule: messenger RNA, 1381 nt
Organism: Acaulospora colombiana
Lineage: Eukaryota; Fungi; Glomeromycota; Glomeromycetes; Diversisporales; Acaulosporaceae
Source: the annotation of a GenBank genome assembly
AUGCCCACGCAAUGGCGCACUAUUGCGCCCAUUGUCGGCAGAACUGCCACUCAAUGCCUCGAGCGAUAUCAAAAGCUAUUAGAUGAGGCUGAGAUGAAAGAAAAUGAGGAGCUGGGGCUGGCUGGGCCCGGUGGAGAAGCUGGGCCAUCUGCAGAUGACAUUAGGCGAUUAAGACCAGGAGAAAUUGACCCGGAUCCUGAGACAAAGCCAGCAAGGCCUGAUCCUAUCGAUAUGGACGAGGAUGGUAAAAAGGCAAAAAGAAAGGCUAGGGAACGCCAACUAGAAGAAGCGAGGCGCCUAGCCGUUCUGCAAAAGAAAAGAGAACUUAAGGCUGCUGUGAAGCAGAAAGGGAUGGACUAUAAUGCGGACAUUCCAUUCGAGCACAAACCAGCAUUAGGAUUCUAUGAUACAUCAGAAGAGCAAGCGAAAGCCUCUUCGGCUCCCGUAGGGCAGACCCUUCGUCGAUUGGAGAACAAAAGAAAGCCCGAAGAUGAAGAGGCGGAGAGAAAGAAAAAACAAAAGAGAAACGAGGACGCAAAAAAGUCUGGACACGAGACCAAAUUUUUGCCUGCACGAGAUGCCCAGAUUCAGAAAUUGAAAGAAGCAGAGCAAAUCUCCCGGAGGAGGAAACUGGUCUUGCCACAAGCUCAAGUUGGAGAGAAGGAGCUGGAAGAAAUCGUCAAGAUUGGAUUAGGAGGGAAAGAAGCCAGGGCGAUGGUCGAGGAGGGUGGCGUUGGAGAUAUGACCAGUGGUCUUCUAGGAGAAUAUGAUGGCCUUAAAGAUGCACGCAUGGCACGCACGCCGCGUACUGGUCCGCAGGAAGAUAUGGUUAUGGCGGAAGCGAGAAACCUCCGCACACUCGUCGCUGCACAAACACCUCUUUUGGGUGAAGAAAACACACCUCUUCAUCUGCCCGAGGGUACAGGUUUCCAAGGAGUGACACCACGUGCUCAGACCGCAUUCACGCCAAAUCCUUUGGCCACUCCGCGAGCGAACGGAGGAGAUGCAAAUGCUGCGCAGCCCACUCCAUUCCGACUUCCUGAUGCCUUGGGUAUUAAUACACCCAUGACUGUCGGGCCAUCGUUUGACCAAACGCCAAUGCGAAGUGUCAAGUCCGCAGCUCGAGCAGAAAAGCAAGCCCUCUCAAACGCCUUUGAGUCAUUACCAGCCCCCCAGAAUGAUUUCUCGAUAAUGUUGCCUGAGGAUGCAGAAGAAGAAGACGAGAACGCCAAAGGGGAUUUGAUGGAAGACGCUGCCGAGAGAGACAAGAGACUCAAGAAGGAGGAGGAAGAAAGAAAAAGACAAGAAUUUAACCGAAGGAGUCUUCCCGUUCAGAAAAGCUUCCCGCGAAUGGUUAACGUCAAUACUAGGCAGCUACAAA